GAAGAGUGACGUCGCUGGGGAUGGGGCACUGUCGAUGGGCUGCCAAAAAGCCGAUGGCACUAAGCUAUGUGAUGGAUGGUCUCGGACAGGGGACGAUGCAGGGCCGCUAGGCGACGGUUGGCAGGGCGGGAGAGUGCGCUGAGUGUGCCGGCCUGCUGCUGGUGGUGGCCAUAUGCGAUGCGCUCGCACGCCCCACGCCCGGCGGUGGCACCGCACUCUGCUCUGUCCUGCUGCCAUGCUGGUGCGCCAGCUGGGUGGCCAUGCCGCCGCUCCAGCGUUGAGCCUUCGCAGCGGCCUGCUCCACUCCGCUCCAGGCGGAAUGUUCGGAGCUAAGCAGCAGCCUGACGGUGCGCGCGCUUCGAUCUCGAUCGAUCAUCGCCAACCUCAGCAGACCGGCGCCUGCGCAUUGGCUGCGGCUUCGGCGCCGUGUUGGGUGCCAGAGAGGCGCGCUCUCUGGCCGGCAGAAGACGAAGGAGACGAACACGAAGAAGAACGGAGAACGCGCCGCACGUCAAUAUUACACGCACCCGCUUGUUGUCUCACGGCGGGCGCCUCUGCGUGGAGUCCAGGUCCAGCCGUUCGCGACGUGCCUCCGCGCAGCAGCAGAGCGGGCAGGCGAGGCGGUGGCUUGACGCGUGGGCCCGCAUCCGGGCGAGGGCAAGGGCCCCCGGCGCGCCAUGCACGCUAG
Messenger RNA from Paraphaeosphaeria sporulosa, 688 nucleotides. RefSeq lists its product as uncharacterized. Lineage: Eukaryota; Fungi; Ascomycota; Dothideomycetes; Pleosporales; Didymosphaeriaceae. The record is from RefSeq and is a predicted model, not a curated record. The transcript has a single exon. Bases 173 to 688 code for a protein of 171 amino acids.